Messenger RNA from Nematolebias whitei (Rio pearlfish), 1257 nucleotides. It is a transcript of the gene gpr52, whose product is annotated as G protein-coupled receptor 52. Lineage: Eukaryota; Metazoa; Chordata; Actinopteri; Cyprinodontiformes; Rivulidae. Gene Ontology annotation, cellular component: membrane. Gene Ontology annotation, molecular function: G protein-coupled receptor activity. Bases 85 to 1203 code for a protein of 372 amino acids. The record is from RefSeq and is a predicted model, not a curated record. The transcript has a single exon. Gene Ontology annotation, biological process: G protein-coupled receptor signaling pathway.
AGACUGGCAGUUCUCCAGUUUCAUGACAGCGGCCUCAUGGGUGGCACACUACAAACCUGACUCGCUUGGCUAGCACCAAGAACAAUGAACCAGUCGGAAUUGUCAGUGGACUCGAUGAUUCCCGCUAACAACAGCCAUAGAGAUUUUUUUCCUGACAGGGUGUCCAACCACUCCUGUCCAUUGGGCUGGGUGUUAAAGGACGGCCCAGAGGCUUGCAUUCUGGAGACUGCUGUCAUUGUGCUUUUGACAGUGCUCAUUAUUGCAGGAAACCUAACUGUGAUCUUUGUGUUCCACUGUGCUCCUUUGCUGCACCACUACACCACCAGCUAUUUUAUUCAGACUAUGGCCUAUGCUGACUUACUGGUUGGUCUUAGUUGCUUAGUCCCCACUUUAUCUCUGCUCCAUUACCCAGCAGGUGUCCAGGAACCAAUUACAUGCCAAGUUUUCAGCUACGUUAUUUCAGUUCUGAAGAGCGUGUCAAUGGCAUGCUUGGCCUGCAUCAGUGUGGACCGCUACUUGGCCAUAACUAAACCACUGUCAUACAAUCAGCUGGUGACACCGUGCCGACUGCGAGGCUGCAUCGCUCUCAUCUGGGUCUACUCAAGCUUGGUUUUCUUGCCCUCCUUUUUUGGUUGGGGCAAGCCAGGAUACCAUGGAGAUAUAUUUGAAUGGUGUGCUCAAUCCUGGCCGACCUCUGCCCUCUUCACAGGCUUUGUUGUGUGCUUUCUGUAUGCACCUGCAGCGCUUGUGGUCUGUUUUACCUAUUAUCACAUUUUUCGUAUAUGCCAGCAACACAACAGGGAGAUCAGUGAACGCCGGGCACGCUUUCCCAGCCAAGAGAUGGAGGCUGGUGAGGGGAAUAAUGGUGGACAUCAUGGAGGGCAUGGGCCAGAUCGGCGCUAUGCUAUGGUACUCUUCCGCAUUACAAGUGUUUUUUAUAUGCUUUGGCUGCCCUACAUAAUCUACUUUCUUCUAGAAAGCUCUCAUGUUCUUGAUAGUCCUGCACUUUCCUUUAUCACCACCUGGUUGGCCAUUAGCAACAGCUUUUGCAACUGUGUCAUCUACAGCCUGUCGAAUAGCGUAUUCCGCCUGGGCAUGCGCAGACUCUCGCAGACUAUGUGCUCCUUUAGCCAUUGCGCCGCCGAUGAAAGAGACUUAAGGGAGCCCAAACCAAGGAAGAGGGCAAACUCUUGCUCCAUCUGAGGGAAAUGCUUUAAGUGUGAGAAAUGAAUAAAACAUUUUAAUGGAUUGCAGUUA